Messenger RNA from Trematomus bernacchii (emerald rockcod), 1192 nucleotides. RefSeq names its product vegetative cell wall protein gp1-like. The coding region runs from base 98 to 748 and encodes 216 amino acids. The transcript is spliced from 2 exons. Lineage: Eukaryota; Metazoa; Chordata; Actinopteri; Perciformes; Nototheniidae. The record is from RefSeq and is a predicted model, not a curated record.
AUGUGCAUGUGCCACUCCAACUAUUCUGAGAAGUCGCACCACAGAAACCUGCUCUGUCCUCACAGAGAUGAGAUGAAAAAUCAACAUACCGUGAAAAAUGGCUUGUCAAGCUUCAGUAAGGAGGUUUUACGCCAUCCCUUCUGCCACAGUCUCCCGCUACGAUAAUGUAAACACAGGCAAAGGUGGUUCAUCAGUUAGUUCCAAGAAGACGACCUUUGACCCCUCAGCUCUCUCCGAAGCGGCGACCUCUAAACCUGAUCCCACCCAAUCUGCCACAGCGGAGCCCAGCAGCACUGCCUGGACCACAAGCCUUCCAGAAAAAAGGGGCAUCCUAACUCUGGACUUACGAAACCCUCAGCCCCCGGGCCCAGCCCCUCCUCUGACCCCUCCUCUUCCUCCUCCUCCUCCUCCUCUAGACAGCCCCGACCUUUCACCUCUGCCACCUCCCUUCCUGUCUUCACCUCUGCUCUCAUCCAAACCUUUUUCUACCUCCCGUCCCUCAACACUGCCUCCAGCUGAGAGCCCCCCCCAUCCCGUCAACCUUAACCUAAAGACCCUGCCACGGCUCUCCAUCAGGGAGAACGGUGGCCCCCCGCCGGCGAUGGAUGAAGAGGAGGACGAGAGGAAGAUGCUGGAGGACGAUCUGAAGAGAUGCAUCGAUGACUUCAAGAAGAUCCGCUUGCCCAGACAGUUCCCGGAUCGCAAGAGGCACUGGCAGAGUGACUUGCUCAAGAAGUACAACGCAUAGUGCUGCAGCAACAACAAACUUGACGAAGAUUUUAUAACAAUGUUGUGAGCGGUGGACUCAAGAUUUACAUUCCUUUUGCUCCGAAAGUUUACUCAAACCUUUAAAUGUAUUAGCUUUUGCAUGACAACAGAAGUGAAUUGUCUGAUUAAGUUUAGUGCUUAGACUGAGCUCGAACACAUACACCAUUAAACAGUGACAUUUGUCUUUUCCCAUCAUAGAAAGCAACAUCCCUAUAGAAAUGUGUAGUCACACAUCUUUGUUUCACACAGCCAUUUGGAGAACCUUUUUAUUUAUGCUCACUCAAAGAAUGGUAUGUAAUGUCUGUAAUUAGAGAAGUCUGCCCUGCUCUCUCUACUGUAUCCACUGAUCAAGCAGCUGGAAAAUGUAAGCUAAGUGUGAAAUGCAUUUUAGGCUGUUGACCUUGCUGAUGCAAAAUAAAAGAAA